UCAUUAUUUAAUUUUAUAUUUUUAAACAGUGAUUUCUUCUCGCAAACUUAAAUCAAUGUGUAUAUACAAUUAGUUUAGUGUCGAUUACUUUGUUUAAAAAAUGCAGAAAUCUUGUGGAAUUAUAAUUAUUUUUUUAAACACUUUGUUAUCUGUUUUUGGAGCAGAAUGUCCAAAUAUUCUUACCAGAUAUAUGUGGGGUGGUUUACCCGCUAAAAGUGUAGAAUAUAUGACAAUACCUGUUCAGAAUGUAAUUGUAACACAUAGUGUGACUUCAGAAUGCAAGACUGUAAUCGAUUGUGCUGAAAUUGUUGAAAAUAUUCGCGCGGGACAUAUGGAUGUCAAUGGAUGGGAUGACAUUGGAUUCAACUUCCUAAUUGGCGGUGAUGGUAACGUUUAUGAAGGAACCGGAUGGCAUCGAAUUGGAGCACACACUAUUGGAUGGAAUUCAAAAUCGAUUGGUAUUUGUUUUAUUGGCGACUUUUCUAAAAAACUACCAAAUCAACAACAAUUAGAAGCUGCUAAGAAUCUGCUAAAAUGUGGUGUCACUAAGGGCGAAUUAGCUACUCGUUACAAAUUAAUAGCACAAAGACAAGUUAUUGCUACGGCUAGUCCUGGAUUACGGUUGUAUCAAGAAAUUCAAAGAUGGGAUCAUUGGACAAGUUCACCCUCAUGAAUACAAUAUAUAUUUUAAUAUGUAAAAAACCUUUACUGGUUUUCGCAUCAUUUUUAAAGUUCUUUCGUUGACUUUUUUUCUUUAAUACUAUAAUUUAUAAAGUAGAGAGAAAAUUGUAUGUCUUCGAAUUUAAAUUAUAAGGUGAUAUUUUUCGAAAUAAUUGUAUAUUGUAUAACUUAGACUGGUACCU
This is a messenger RNA of Chrysoperla carnea, 863 nucleotides long. Its product is annotated as peptidoglycan-recognition protein SA-like. Gene Ontology annotation, biological process: innate immune response; peptidoglycan catabolic process. Bases 101 to 673 code for a protein of 190 amino acids. NCBI's taxonomy places the organism in Eukaryota, Metazoa, Arthropoda, Insecta, Neuroptera, Chrysopidae. Gene Ontology annotation, molecular function: N-acetylmuramoyl-L-alanine amidase activity; peptidoglycan binding; zinc ion binding. The record is from RefSeq and is a predicted model, not a curated record. The transcript has 4 exons.